AUGACAGUCUCUACUGGGAAACACCUGAUAGUCGUCCCAAUGCAGAUGUGGGGGCACACUCGUACGUUAUGCACCUUGGUUGCCCGUAUGGUCAAGCUACGCAACGUUACCGUCGCCUUCUUUGUGAUUACAAGUUUCUAUGACUUAGUCAUGGCAGAGGUUGCACGCGAGCUCCUUCCGGAAGAGGCGUACCUCUCUUCUCGACUCAGAGUUGUUGGCCUAGAGCAUAAUAUUAUCGACAUCAUGAGGACCAGCGUCCUAGAGGCUGCCUUCGAAGCCUCCUACGUCAAGAUGCUGAACGACGAGCCCCUUACAUGUGCUCGAACAGGAGCCCAGAUCGUUGCGCACCCCGUUCGUGUCAGCGCCGUCAUCCUCGAUUCUCCGAGCUGGCGAGCUAACACUGCUAUAAAGAUGUUUCUUCCGGACACAUUUCUGUCCAUUCGCAAGCAUACCUCAGAUACCGUGAAGAUAUACACAUGGACUCCUAUAGCGACACAAGUGUUCUUCUUCCACCUCACGCAGGACAACAUGGGAGCUGUCGAAGCCGAAGCUGAAAGACAAGGAAUCACCUUCGAACAGGCUGCAGCUCAGCUGGCUAAGGUCACGGGCAAGGUUCUGCAUACGCCAGUAACCAAACCAGUACAUGACUACGAGAUCCAGCCCCAGGCGUUCCCAGUGGAGCUUCUUGGCAUUGGAGUGAAGAUGUCUAGGAUCAUGGGAAUCACAGAUGGGUUCAUAACAUUCGACGCAGCAGACUACUGUCCCAACACCACCAAGGCGAUCAAGGAGUGGUUCGCGCAGACUUCGCGCAAGGCGUACUAUGCAGGCCCGUUGAUUCCGCAGAGCAAAGAAAACGUCUCAGACGAGUCCCACGCUCAGGAAGUCUUAGCAUUCUUGGACAGAAGCCUGGCGUCGCAUGGGGAGAAGUCGGUCAUAUACGUAUCUUUCGGGUCGCUGUUCUGGCCUACGGAUCCGAAGAAGCUCCAUGCUGUUCUCGGUGUGCUUAUGGACAGGAACAUACCCUUCGUGAUGAGUGAAGCGGCUGUACUGUCCAAGAGAUUGCCGAAGGAAGUGCAAGAGAAAGUUGUUCAAUACGGGUAUGGCUUAGUCUCGAAAUGGGUACCUCAGCAGGCUCUGCUUGAUCAUCCUGCGACUGGAUGGUGUCUCUCGCAUGGUGGACACAACAGCACCCUAGAGACGAUAAUGGCGGGUGUUCCUACGAUCGUCUGGCCCAUCAUUGCGGACCAGCCCCUGAACGCCACCUAUCUUUCUGAAGACCUCGAUGUUGCGUACGAGCUGAUCGAGGUCCGGAACGGAACAGGGGCCUGCAAGAUCUUUCGCAACGGAAGAGUGCCCAUCGCGACAAUUGACGCCGUCAAGGCGGAGAUGGGCGAGAUCCUGGACCGAGCAUUCGGCGAGGAUGGUAGGAGGAAGCGGGAAAACCUACAGCGCCUCCGGAAGACCCUUCAGGAGGCCUGGUCGGAACAUGGAGUCGCCAGGCGGGAAGUGGAAGCGUUCUUGGACGACCUCUGA
Molecule: messenger RNA, 1533 nt
Organism: Dichomitus squalens LYAD-421 SS1
Lineage: Eukaryota; Fungi; Basidiomycota; Agaricomycetes; Polyporales; Polyporaceae
Product: UDP-Glycosyltransferase/glycogen phosphorylase
Exons: 10
Coding region: 1-1533 (510 amino acids)
Molecular function (GO): UDP-glycosyltransferase activity
Source: RefSeq, a predicted model, not a curated record